Arvicanthis niloticus (Nile rat) is the source of this 2541-nucleotide messenger RNA. It is a transcript of the gene Cav2, whose product is annotated as caveolin 2. Gene Ontology annotation, molecular function: protein kinase binding; molecular adaptor activity. Lineage: Eukaryota; Metazoa; Chordata; Mammalia; Rodentia; Muridae. Gene Ontology annotation, cellular component: caveola; Golgi apparatus; focal adhesion. Gene Ontology annotation, biological process: cell differentiation; caveola assembly; insulin receptor signaling pathway. The record is from RefSeq and is a predicted model, not a curated record.
GGGGCUCGGCCAGCCAAGGCUGGGAGCGGGAACCGGCAGCGGGAAGCGGCCGCCGCCCGUGGAGCCCGAGGCUAGGCAGGGCGAAGCCAGGCGGGGCGGGGCUGGGCGCCACGGGAAGGGGAGGCCGGGCUGCCUUGGGACCGACCGACCCGAGCCACUCUCCCAACGCCAGCCACGAUGGGGCUGGAGACCGAGAAGGCUGACGUGCAGCUCUUCAUGGCCGAUGACGCCUACAGCCACCACAGUGGUGUCGACUACGCAGAUCCCGAGAAGUAUGUUGACUCGAGUCAUGACCGGGAUCCUCACCAGCUCAACUCGCAUCUUAAGCUAGGCUUUGAAGAUCUGAUUGCAGAGCCUGAGACUACACACUCCUUUGACAAAGUGUGGAUCUGCAGCCAUGCCCUCUUUGAAAUCAGCAAAUACGUGAUCUACAAGUUCCUGACAGUGUUUUUGGCCAUCCCCUUGGCCUUCGUUGCGGGUAUCCUGUUUGCUACCCUCAGCUGUCUGCACAUCUGGAUCCUGAUGCCUUUUGUGAAGACCUGCCUCAUGGUCCUGCCUUCCGUGCAGACAAUAUGGAAGAGUGUAACAGACGUUGUCAUUGGCCCAUUGUGUACAAGUGUAGGACGCACCUUCUCAUCUGUCAGCAUACAACUGAACCACGACUGAUCACUCAGGCCUCAGGUCCAAACAUUUGGAUGCUGUACAACUCUGUUGAUGUAACGAGAAAGUACUACUGUCCUGUUCGCUUCCCAACUGUUAUAAUUACUCUUACAAUGGGACUUUUAAGAUGGGUUUAUCGAUGUUCGCUGACAGAUCUUUACAAAUAAUGAUUUCCCCACUAAAAGCCAAGGAUUCUAUAUCUAAUUCUAUGUUUUGUAUACUAAGAAUCAGCAACACGCAAUGUAAGAACAGACAGCUUUUUACUUUAGGAAAAAACAUCCAUCAAUCAGGAGCAACGUCCUCAGACAUUAGAGUAAUUUUGUGCCUAACUGCUCAUAAAAGUAAAAAAUUUCUCAUUUUCUUUUACUUUAGGAGUAAUGCCCUUAAAGCUACUUUUCCAGACAUGAUCAUAAGGCUAGCUAGAGGUAAUAUAUUCCAAGAUUCUAGAAACGUUGUGCAUAUACUUAUGAUACAAAAGCAUAUACUUAUGAUAAUAACUAUCAAAUAUAAUAAGAAAGAUAAAUGUGAAAAUGUGUUCCUCUGCAAUAUUAUUAGCCUGUCAGCCUAUUUAAUAAGAUGUUUCAUUUUGCUGUAUAUUUUACACCUAAUGCAAGUGUUAUUCUAAUGCAGUCGCCUUGGAGUGUGUUUUUCUUGCAUUUGCCAUCUUAUUGAUCUCAUAUAUAAAGUAAGCAUAGCUAAGUUUCUUGGUAAGACUGUGAUCUCGUAUCUGAGAGUUCUGAUAGCUUCUUUGGAAUGCAGUGUAAAACAUGCUGUCUAAGUGUCCUUUCCAACUUUCCCAGCAAAUGUUUUAUGACUGGGGUUUGUCUGUCUGUGACCAUAAGAUGUGUAGCUGUUUUGUUUACUAGAAGUUUUCUCCCAUAUAGUUAGAAACUGAAUCUGUAUUCUACAUUCCUAUGAAUGCGUCACUUACUUUCAAGUAAUUCUGGUGCUAGUUAAUAAUAUUUUUAUGAUAAAGGCUAUGUCUAACAUCUAAGCACUUUUUUUUUUACUGCAGUGGCUCACGUGGAGAACUUACAGGAGAAUUAACAAUUGUGAGGGUUUAGAAAAUUAAGUACAUGUGUAAAUUAAAAACUAACAGUUACAAAUUUUCAAGAUGUUCUCUAGUGUGAAUGUUGUAACCCAUAAAACAUUUUUUCUUUUCAAUUCUAGACCUAUUUUAGCAGUUACUCAGCACGGCCUUUUAAGAAUUGGUAUAUAAAAACUUUCUAUGUUAUAAUUAUGUAAUUUUUCAAACUUCAGAAUUAUUAUCAAAACCUGAAUGAGCUCAUAGGUGUCAAAUCUUCACUGAAUGAAGAUAAUUGUUUUGAAACUUUCAAUUCUGGUCAGUAUUAUUGGUGAUUGAACUGGGAUUCUAUUGCAGACCAGAUCAAAAUAUCAUAUCAAGAGACUAAGCUAUAAAAUUCAUAUCAAUUUGAUGGUAAUCAUAAAAGAAACAUUUCAAAACUCCUUAGGGUAUUGUACCAUCUGCAGAAAAAGAAGUCAUAGCAUGGUAAUAGCCACAGAGCAUUGUCAUUAAAGUGACUCUGAAAAUUGUAUCAUACUAGUCUCCAAGGUCAGUCUCAUGGCUUUAUAUUACUUUUUGUUAUUUAAGUUUUAAACACCUGGAUAUAUUGAUUAGUCAAAACUUUAACAAUAAAAUAUCAGUUUAAUAAAUUAUAAGCUUCAACCUUUUAAAAUAGUUCUUGACAGAUUUUAAAGACAAAUAUGUAUAAUUAUAUAUAAAAAACCUUUAAUUUCUAAUAUAUAUGAUUUCCUUUUGCUGAAUAAUGAUUACUUUCGAGUGAACUUUGAUUAAAACUUUUCCUGAAUUAUUUUGUCUCAAAAACUCAAAUUAUGAAUAAAAGAAAUCAAAGUUGAAUA